AGCUUUUGAAGCGUAUUUGAAACGCAUUGUAUGCGCCAUUUUUGGGAAUCUUACAUGGUGAAACAAUCCAUGUAAUCAUGAAUUUAGUAAGAUUUUUGAUGAAACUCAGUCAUGAAACGGUGACGAUAGAGCUGAAAAAUGGAACACAAGUCCACGGCACCAUAACAGGUGUAGACAUCAGUAUGAACACACAUUUAAAAGCUGUGAAAAUGACACUCAAGAACAAAGACCCAGUACAGAUCGACUCUCUGAGUAUUCGUGGAAACAAUGUGCGUUACUUCAUCCUCCCCGACAGCCUUCCCUUAGACACUCUUCUCAUUGACGACACACCCAAGACCAAGGCAAAGAAGAGCAGGGAAGCUGGUGGCAUGAGCCGUGGACGUGGUCGUGGACGUGGAGGCGGCCGUGGAAGGGGAGGCGGUGGCCGUGGAGGCAGGGGGCGUGGUCGCAGGUAGACGACGGCAUUCCAUCAGUGUUUUCCAACUGGAGAAUGUCAUCACUUCAUUGCAAUAUGUGUUGUAUGUGAUCUUUGUGGAGAUGGACAGACUAUUGACUAGAUUAUACAAAUCUCCACAGGAAAAAUGUUAUAGUUUGUCAAGGUGCUACUAAUCUGGGAAAAGCUUGACAACAUUUCUAAUGGAACUGUUUACUUGUUAGGGUUUCUAUCCAGGUUAGUUGUUGUGCAUUAUACUGGAUGGCAGAAUAACAAAUUUGUGUAGGCUUUGAGGGCUUUAAUGCAUAACUUCAUUCUUGUAUCCGAUUACGUUUUUGAAAAAAAAAGAUAUACAACUUUUAAUUAUGAGAUCAAGUUCUGGGGGUAGAACCUCAUUUAAAGUACACCAUAGAUAUUUUGAUUAAUUAACAAUAAAAAACCCGCAGGUUGAUAAACGGAAAGCACAACAGCAUUGACUAUCUGUGAAUUCAAAAUGUUUUGGAUUACGGAUGGAACUGAAGUGAUGUCUGGAGGCAAAAAAGGUGAACCAUCUGUAACAGCCGAGUCAAAUUCAGAAUAAUUUUCAGAUGGAUCAGUGAUCAGUGGGUUUAAUGUAGACCCGAAGAUUUUAUAGUGACUUCAGAAAUCCCAGUGACAGUACAGACUGUGAUUGGAAUCACGUUAAACAUUCUACAUCCACAUGUAUCAUGUUUUUCAGUUCAUCUUCAUCUUAAUGUCAUUGUUUCAUGAUAAUAAAUCAUAUAAAUUUCAAAGUUAA
This is a messenger RNA of Pecten maximus, 1211 nucleotides long. Its product is annotated as small nuclear ribonucleoprotein Sm D1-like. The transcript is spliced from 4 exons. NCBI's taxonomy places the organism in Eukaryota, Metazoa, Mollusca, Bivalvia, Pectinida, Pectinidae. Gene Ontology annotation, biological process: spliceosomal snRNP assembly; RNA processing. Gene Ontology annotation, cellular component: U1 snRNP; SMN-Sm protein complex; U5 snRNP. Gene Ontology annotation, molecular function: RNA binding. Bases 78 to 455 code for a protein of 125 amino acids. The record is from RefSeq and is a predicted model, not a curated record.